Penicillium maclennaniae is the source of this 2619-nucleotide messenger RNA. Its product is annotated as glycosyltransferase. Bases 1 to 2619 code for a protein of 872 amino acids. The transcript has 8 exons. NCBI's taxonomy places the organism in Eukaryota, Fungi, Ascomycota, Eurotiomycetes, Eurotiales, Aspergillaceae. Gene Ontology annotation, molecular function: UDP-glycosyltransferase activity; hexosyltransferase activity. Gene Ontology annotation, biological process: carbohydrate metabolic process. The record is from RefSeq and is a predicted model, not a curated record.
AUGACGACUACGGUGAGACCCUCAACAGACACGCCCUUGGAUAAGCGCAAGGUUAGUAGUCAGACCGGGCUAUCCAACAGAGAUGGCAUGGACCCAGACGAUGGACGCUUGGAUAUUGAUUUGUCCAAAACAAGUCUUGAGGGAUUAUUCGCUCGCUUCAAGCCUUCUUCCACAUCACAGUCUCGACAAGACCCUACUGAACAAGCAACCACAGCACGCACAGGGCAAGAGGAAGAAGAACCAUGCCCAGUCCAUCUCAACAUUGUCAUCCAGGUUGUAGGGUCUCGUGGAGACAUCCAACCGUUUAUUGUGAUAGGCAAAGCCUUGAAACAGUACGGUCACCGCGUCCGACUGGCCACACAUUUGACGUUCAGGAACCCAGUCAAGGAGAACGGAUUGGAGUUCUUUGAUAUUGGGGGACAUCCAGCAGAAUUGAUGACAUUCAUGGUGGAAAACACGGGACUCCUGCCUCAAUUCAAGACAAUCCGGAGUGGGGCUGUUCAACGACGCCGACGUGACAUGGGUGAAAUCAUCCAGGGCUGCUGGCGUUCAUGCUUCGAGACGGGUGAUGGGACGCACCUGCACCAGAUUCCGGACAUUCUGGUGAAUGGGGUGGUCGGUGGUCGGCAACGACCUUUUGUAGCGGACGCGAUCAUUGCAAAUCCGCCGAGCUUCGCUCACAUUCACUGCGCGGAGAAGCUUGGCAUCCCGCUCACAAUAAUGUUCACAAUGCCAUGGUCCCCUACUCAAGCUUUCCCUCAUCCGCUGGCCUCCAUCAAACAACAUGAUACAAAACCCACGGUUGCCAAUGCUGCAUCCUAUGCCAUCGUGGACAUGAUCCACUGGCAGGGUCUCGGCGACAUCAUCAACAGAUUUCGCAGGAAAAGCCUCAACUUGGACACCCUGGACGCCGCGCAAGCUCAAGGCGUGGUUCAAAGGUUGCAUAUACCGCAUGCUUAUCUCUGGUCUCCUGCAUUACUCAGUAAGCCAAAGGAUUGGCCCGACAAUAUCGACGUCUGCGGAUUUACUUUUCUCUCCUCGGCAAGUGACUACAAGCCUCCAGAAGACCUUCUUGCCUUUCUAAAGGCUGGUCCGCCCCCAGUCUAUGUAGGAUUCGGCUCUAUUGUCGUGGAUAACCCGCAGGCAUUAAGCAAGAUCAUACGCGGCGCUGUUCAAAAAGCUGGCCAGCGUGCGAUAAUUUCUAAAGGCUGGGGUGGUUUGGGGACAGAUGGGUUGGACAGUCAAAAGGGGACUUUCCUUCUGGGUAAUUGCCCUCAUGACUGGUUAUUCCAGCACGUCUCCUGCGUGGUGCACCAUGGCGGUGCGGGGACCACUGCAACUGGACUCAAAUUUGGGCGUCCAACAGUAAUUGUUCCAUUCUUUGGUGAUCAGCCUUUCUGGGGGGACAUCAUCGCUCGAGACGGCGUUGGUCCGUCUCCAAUCCCUUACAAAGACCUUACGGUGGAAAAAUUGGCGGACGCCAUCUUAGAAGCGCUGAAGCCAGCUUCAAAACAGAAAGCCCACGAAAUCAGUGAGAUAAUUCAACGCGAAUCAGGUGUCGAAAACGCCGUGAGCAGUUUUCACAGACAUUUACCCUAUGAACGGAUGAGGUGCGCUCUAUGUCCGUCUCGUCCGGCUGUGUGGUGUUUAGAGGAAUCAAAACUCGCCUUGAGCGCCUUUGCGACGACUGUGUUGGUCGAAGCUGAAUUGCUUGAUCCAAAUACUCUCAAGCUGUACCGUUCUGAAGAAUACGAUACAAGCAGAGACCCACAGAAUCCGCUCAGCGCGGGGUCACAGGUAGUGUUUGGCAGCCUGACCAAGCUAAUGAUAGACAUGCGAGAUACAUCAUCGAAGUGGUCUCUAGGAGAGGGCACCGUCGUCGUUCUCAUGGAAAGCGCCAUAGCGUGUCAAAGGACUGGUCACAAAAGAGACCAGUCGUUUUCCACUGAGGGAAAAAAAGCAAAACGAGCUGGGACUUUGCCUGUGUCCAAGAAUGACUGGAAUCAAGCGAGACGAGGGUCAUCCAGCGGGCGACCCCAAAGGAAAGGCAGGAAAGGGUCUAUCUCGACCUUCGAAAACUGCCUGCCAACAACAGCGGCGCAUGCGAGUCGCUUGGCGCAAGGAAUUUUAGACAUGAUCGUCAUACCGCCCAUGGAGAUCAGCCUUACCAUAUCCAAAGGCUUUCGUAACGCGCCCUUGUUCUUUCACGACGAUACGGUGAGGGAUAGCCCGACUGUGACUGGGAUACGCAGCGGCUUAGGAGCUGCAGGAACUGAAUUCACAUCCGGAAUUUUUGACGGUGUCAGCGGGCUGAUCACGCAGCCUCGCCGCGGUCUGAAGAAGGCCGGAGGAAAAGGCCUAAUUCAAGGAAUCCAAAUAGGAUUCGUAGGCUUUAUGUCUAAACCAUUGGCAGGACUAUUUGGUAUAGCAGCAUACCCUUUGACUGGCCUUCACAGGCACCUUCGGGAUUCUCUAUCUGAUAAAGGGCAGGGCUACAUCAAGCGCUCGCGAAUUGCCCAAGGACUUGAGGAGUUUCAAGCUUCAUCCUUUGACGAACGGGCGGAUGUCAUUGGGCGUUGGAGUGCUUUGGGCCUGGCAGGUGCGAAGCGUAAGAAGUGA